Molecule: messenger RNA, 1972 nt
Organism: Cucurbita pepo subsp. pepo (vegetable marrow)
Lineage: Eukaryota; Viridiplantae; Streptophyta; Magnoliopsida; Cucurbitales; Cucurbitaceae
Product: protein NRT1/ PTR FAMILY 5.6-like
Biological process (GO): dipeptide transport; transmembrane transport
Cellular component (GO): membrane
Molecular function (GO): dipeptide transmembrane transporter activity; tripeptide transmembrane transporter activity
Source: RefSeq, a predicted model, not a curated record
AGCAAAAACCCAUAACCAAUACCAAAACAAACCCACAACGCCUCUGUUAUUCCUCUGCCUUAAAACCCCAUCCUCUUCAACCCAAUACUAAACCACUUCAAACCCAAUUCCUUCUCCCUCUCUCACUCUCUCCCAGUUCCAAUCUCCGAGUAACCAAAAACACAGCCAAAUGGAAGCUGCAAGGGAAACAGCAGAAUUUGCAGAUGAGCCCCAACAACACACCCAUGACGACAACUUGGUCUAUGAUUCUUCUGUGGACCAUAAAGGAAAGCUUCCUCUUCGAGCUUCCACCGGCGUUUGGAAAUCUUCCCUCUUCAUCAUCGCUAUUGAGUUCAGUGAGAGGCUGAGUUACUUCGGAAUAGCGACGAGUUUGAUAAUAUAUCUCACAAAGGCCAUGCAUGAGGACCUCAAAACAGCGGCUAGAAAUGUUAAUUAUUGGACUGGUGUCACCACUUUGAUGCCUCUCUUGGGUGGCUUCUUGGCCGAUGCUUAUUUGGGUCGUUACUCCACUGUCAUCCUUUCAACCGUCAUCUACCUUUUGGGGCUGUCGCUGAUGACAUUGUCCACUUUGGUACCGAAAUUGAAGGCCUGUGGCAGUGAAAUAUGCAACAAGCCAAGAAAAGUUCAUGAAGUUUUGUUCUUCACAGCGAUCUACUUCAUAUCUGUUGGAACCGGAGGCCACAAACCAUCGCUGGAGAGUUUCGGAGCAGACCAGUUCGACGAUAACCACCCAGAAGAAAGAAAGCAAAAGAUGUCGUUUUUUAAUUGGUGGAACUCUGGGCUUUGCGCCGGGAUCAUCUUAGGAGUCACUGUAAUCGUCUACGUUGAAGACCAUUUGGGAUGGGGAAUUGCUGGUGUCAUUCUCACUUCGAUUAUGGCCUUAUCCCUCGCAGUCUUCCUUUUUGGAAGCUCUGUUUAUCGCUACAGAGUACCCUUAGGCAGCCCUUUAACCCCUCUCCUCCAGGUCGCUGUCGCUGCUUUUAGGAAGAGAAAUUUGCCUUAUCCUCCACACUCCUCUGACCUCUAUGAAGUUCAGACUGCUGACAGGUUUCAGGCCAGGCUGUUGUCCCACACAAAGAAGCUUAAGUUUUUGGACAAAGCUGCGAUCAUUGAGGAGGGAGGCAAUUCAGAUGAGAAUCGGGGACCUUGGAGGCUUACAACUGUUACAAGAGUAGAGGAAUUGAAGCUGAUUCUGAAUAUGAUCCCAAUUUGGAUAGUUUCUUUGCCAUUUGGAAUCGUGGUGGCACAAUCAUCCACAUUCUUCGUUAAACAAUGUUUGAUAAUGGACAGAAAAAUCGGGAGCAGUUUCAUAAUGCCCGCAUCGUCCAUGUUCUGUUUGGCUGCUCUGGGCAUGAUCGUCUUUGUUGUCAUCUACGACAGGCUACUUGUUCCAUUCCUUCGGAAAACCACAGGCAACGAGAGAGGCAUUACCAUACUCCAAAGGAUAGGAAUUGGGAUGGUUUUCUCUUUCAUGACUAUGAUUGUCGCAGCUGUUGUGGAGCGAAAGAGACUGGGGCUACUAAAAAACGACCCAACAGGAGGGAGUGCGGGUGCGAUGAGCGUGUUCUGGUUGGCCCCCCAGUUUAUUAUCAUCGGAAUUGGAGACGCGUUUGGUCUGGUGGGGCUGCAAGAGUACUUUUACGAUCAAGUUCCUGAUUCCAUGAGAAGCCUUGGGAUAGCAUUUUAUUUGAGUGUCAGCGGGGCCUCAAAUUUUGUUAGCAGCUGGCUCAUUACGAUUGUGGAUAACAUCACCAGGAAGAGCGGCGGCCACAGUUGGUUUGGGGUGGAUUUGAACACUAGCCGAUUGGACAAGUUCUAUUUUCUCCUUGCUCUAAUUGUGGCUGUUGACUUGUGUGUUUAUGUCUUCUUGGCUCGCCGUUACACCUAUAAAUCCGUGCAGAAAACGACCGUGGGCGCUUGCUCCGACGCCGACGCCGACGCCGACGCCCCAGACCCAAGCUCAGCGGUUUGA